GAGGUGGCACGAUGGCUUCUCCUCUGUUCAUACUAACAGCAUGUUUGGUUUUAUUGCGUCUUGGAGGGGCUUUCUUUUCGGGACCUCUGCACCCGGAGAUGUCUAACGGCACCUUUCAUCAUUAUUUCGUGCCGGAUGGGUACUAUGAAGAAAACGACGAUCCCGAGAAAUGUCAGAUGCUCUUCAAAAUGACCGACGAGCGCAAAUGCACCCUGGACGAGGACCAGGACUCGGUGAUCCGUGACGAUUUUACCAUUAUUAAGCGUCACAUCGAGGACGCGGCGCGGGUGCUCGAGGGCAUCGGGAAAAGCAUUUCCUUUGACCUGGACGGGGAAGACAGCUAUGGGAAAUACCUGAGGCAAGAGACGACUCAGAUCGGCGAGGCGUUUUCCAACUCCGAGAAAUCUCUCCUGGAGCUGGAGGUGAAAUUUAAACAGAGUCAAGAAAACGAGUUGAAAGAGGAGCACAAGAUCAGCGAUGACUUCCUCAGCAUGAUCGUGCACACGCGGGACGUGCUGAAGGAGACGCUGGACAUCUCGCUGGGACUCAAAGACAAGCACGAGCUACUGUCACUGAUCAUCCGGAGUCACGGGACCCGGUUAAGCCGUCUGAAAAACGAAUAUCUGAAGGUGUAGAGGAAUAAUGCCGCUUUGUCUUUUUUCUGGUAGGGCAUUUGACAAAAAUGAUGCAGCUGUUUUGUGCAAUAAAUGAAAGCCAAUAUUCACUUAAUAGCAGCAGUCAUAUUUGAUGGACAGGCAUUAUUAGUUGGUAAUAAUAAGGAUGGUAUCUCUGUCUAACCAAUAUAGUGUUUUACCUCUAAAAAACAUACAGAAAGUUGAGUUAGUGCUGGGUUUUAAGGAUGCAGGCUGUGUUGGCAUUAUUGAACGUUUCACAGAAAAUUCACAUAAACAGAAGGAAUAUAGUUUUCAUUGUUCAUUGUACAUUUUUACUUUCACAGCCAUAUUCAGUUUAUUACAAAGCAUGUUUCCGGAAUAGUUUUAACUGACAAUCCUCCAAAACAUAAGUGCAUAAAAAUUAUAUUCAAAAUAAUAAUUUUAUUAUUAUUGCUUUUAAAAACACUUGGAUGAAAAAAACAAUUUGUCCUUUGUACAUUACAUUUUGUGUGCCAUAAGAAAUAUUUUAUUAUGAGUUUUUAAAACAUUAAACUGUGAUUGUUUAUAUUUAUGAAAAUGUAUUCAUUUCAAAAUUCUUGUAGUCCUCUGAAAAGUCACAGGGAAAAGGACCAUCUGGGAUGACACAUUCCCUGACAAACCAAGAUGACUGCAGGCAGGAAUAUUGGACUUUAAACGUUCUAUGUGUGUAGUUCCUUUCCUGAGAUAUAUGUUGUGUUUAUUCCUUUUGUAAUAAAAAUCUUUACGGUCAUUUGUAUGUGUGUUCAAGAAAAUCACAUUGCCAUAGACAUACUGUAGUUUCAUUGA
Molecule: messenger RNA, 1439 nt
Organism: Triplophysa rosa
Lineage: Eukaryota; Metazoa; Chordata; Actinopteri; Cypriniformes; Nemacheilidae
Gene: fibinb
Product: fin bud initiation factor b
Exons: 1
Coding region: 12-635 (207 amino acids)
Source: RefSeq, a predicted model, not a curated record